This is a messenger RNA of Chlorella variabilis, 1906 nucleotides long. RefSeq lists its product as hypothetical. The transcript is spliced from 18 exons. Gene Ontology annotation, molecular function: ATP binding; metal ion binding; propionyl-CoA carboxylase activity. The record is from RefSeq and is a predicted model, not a curated record. The coding region runs from base 1 to 1902 and encodes 633 amino acids. NCBI's taxonomy places the organism in Eukaryota, Viridiplantae, Chlorophyta, Trebouxiophyceae, Chlorellales, Chlorellaceae. Gene Ontology annotation, cellular component: mitochondrion.
AUGCGCACCGCCAAGCAGCUGGGGAUCGCCACCGUGGGGAUCUACAGCGAGGCCGACACCGCCGCGGUGCAUGCCCGUUUUGCGGACGAGGCUAUUUGCGUGGGUCCUGCUGCUUCCACCGCUAGCUACCUCAACAUACCAGCCAUUGUGGAUGCCAUCAAGCAGACCGGCGCUGAUGCCGUGCAUCCUGGAUAUGGCUUUCUUUCCGAGAACUCGCAUUUUGUGGAGGCGGUCGAGGCAGCGGGGGCCACCUUUGUGGGGCCUCCAACUCACGCAGUGGAAAAGAUGGGCGACAAGGUGGAGAGCAAGAAGAUUGCGGCGGCCGCGAAGGUCAACACAAUCCCGGGAUGGGCGGGAGUGACGGAGAAUGCAGAUCAUGCAAUUUCGGUGGCCCGCGAAAUCGGCUUCCCAGUCAUGAUCAAAGCCUCGGCGGGCGGCGGAGGCAAGGCAACACGCCGGCGUGUGCUGGUGCAGGGCAUGCGUGUUGCAUGGAAUGAGAAAGAGCUGCUGGAGGGGUAUGAGCUGUGCACGCAGGAGGCUGCCUCUGCGUUUGGCGACGCACGUAUGCUCAUAGAGAAGUUCAUUGAGCAGCCACGGCACGUGGAGAUCCAGGUGCUGGGUGACAAGUGGGGCAAUGUCAUCUAUUUCCCAGAACGAGAGUGCUCCAUCCAGCGCCGCAACCAAAAGGUGAUCGAGGAGGCGCCCUCGCCGUUGGUCACCCCCGCCAUGCGGCGAGCAAUGGGGGAGCAGGCAGUUGCGCUGUGCAAGGCGGUGGGUUACCACUCGGCCGGCACUGUCGAAUUUCUGGCCAACCCGCAGCGUGAAUUCCACUUCUUGGAGAUGAACACAAGGCUUCAGGUGGAGCACCCCAUCACGGAGGCCAUCACUGGCCAGGACCUGGUGGAGCACAUGCUGCGCGUGGCAGCAGGUCAGCCGCUGACGGUCAGCCAGGACCAGGUGCUGCACUACUCUGGUUCGGCCAUGGAGUGUCGUGUGUAUAGCGAGAAUCCGGCCCGAGGCUUCCUGCCAUCCAUCGGCCGUUUGCUGCGGUAUCGUGAGCCACGGGGCCCGGGCAUCCGAUGCGACAGCGGUGUCCAAGAGGGCAGCGAGAUCAGCAUUUUUUACGAUCCACUGAUCUCCAAGCUGGUGGUGCAUGGCGUGGACCGUGGCGCAGCGCUGGCGGGCAUGCGGCGUGCGCUUGACUCCUACGUCAUCCGGGGCGUGCAGCACAACGCGCCCCUCCUGCGCUCUGUGCUCGACGUGCCGAGCUUUGUGGCGGGCAACCUGAGCACUGCCUUUUUGGCGGAAAACUACGCGACGCCCGAGGCGUCCGCGCCUGAACGGCUCCCGUUGGGUGCCGGCCAACAGGACCAGCUCCUGGCAGUGGCCGCCCUGCUGUGGGGGGACAUGGAGCUGGUGCUGACGCUGAGUGGACAGCAGACUGCGGUGGUUGUUCGUCCAGCCGAGUCGCGAAUGGUCGCCACCAGCGGCAUCAACGGUGCUGAGCAUGGCAGCGGGCAGGCGCUGGAGGCAGAGGUGGAUGGGCAGGCGGUGUUUCUGCAGGUGCUGCAGAUGGGGCCACGGCAGUACAAGCUACAGCACUGCGGCGCACAGCGGGUGAUACAAGUGGACAGCCCGCUGUCGGCGCGCCUGGGAUGCCACAUGCCGGUGCAGCACGCCGAGGACUUCAGCAAGGCCAUCCAAUCGCCGAUGCCUGGCACCCUGAUCAGCGUGGCUGUGCAGCCAGGGCAGUUAGUGAACCAAGGGGAUGAGGUCGCGGUGGUGGAGGCGAUGAAGAUGCAAAAUGUUCUGAAGGCAAAUGUGGAUGGGGUGGUGAAAAGUGUGGAGGCAGAUGCGGGGGCAGUCGUGGCUGCGGACCAGGUCAUUGUGCGGUUUGAGUAGCAGG